AUGACUAAGGCAAUUGAAUUACUCUAUAUAUUCGACAAAUACCUAACUACUCAAUUAGAGUCCAAUUCAUUUACUUCCAACCUCUUAAUAACACCCACCUCCAAGUUUAUUACUGAGAUUUUAGUGUUUAUUUUUCUUGGGUUAUUGAGCUAUGAAGUGAUAUACUGGAGUGGGAUAUAUUUGCAUUUAUGGGAUUAUCAUGCAAAGGACAUUUUCACUGAGGUUCCUAUUCAUUGUGCUCACCUCAAUGUAAGAUUGAACUUGGUUCAAAAGAAAAAAGAGCAUGCGCUAGUAGAUUACUACGAUUUGAAACAAAAGUACUAUCACAAUUUCAUAUACUGGAAAAGGUUAAACGAAAUUAGUAACGAAAUCUUUGAAAUGAAAAAGUUUGUCAAGUACUAUUUCGAGUUUAGCCCGGAAGAUUUUGAAAUGAACCAGGAACCAGAGUUUGGAUCAACUAUUAGUCAUUUGAGGUGCAAGGUUCUAGAUCUUUUCAAAAGCUCAGAACUAUUUGUCAAUUAUGAUAAGUCACAUUUGCAACCAAAAGAUGUUAAGCUUUUCAAUAAUCGAAACGAGGAAGUACCAUUGUCGCAAAAUGAUAAUUAUUUGAGCAAGACUAAUAUUGAAACUGGAAACACCAUAGAUGCAGUAAUUGUUAUUUGA
Molecule: messenger RNA, 663 nt
Organism: Lodderomyces oxycetoniae
Lineage: Eukaryota; Fungi; Ascomycota; Pichiomycetes; Serinales; Debaryomycetaceae
Exons: 1
Coding region: 1-663 (220 amino acids)
Source: RefSeq, a predicted model, not a curated record